This is a messenger RNA of Thamnophis sirtalis, 1461 nucleotides long. The record is from RefSeq and is a predicted model, not a curated record. Lineage: Eukaryota; Metazoa; Chordata; Lepidosauria; Squamata; Natricidae.
CUCCGGCGCCGCCUCGCCUUCUCUUGCUUCCAGCGCGUCGCCUCUUAGACCGCGUUCGGGAGGGGCGCCCUCAGUCCAUCGACGAUCGCGGGAGCGGCGGCUGUGGCGGCGGAGGACGAGGACCCAGCAGCGGCAGCCCCCGAAGGCAGCGAGCGAGCGGCGGAUCUUCCCGAGGGGAAGCAUCGCCCCGGCUGUUGGUUUCCCUCCGUCUUCCUAAUUGGUGACCCCGCCUUCCACAACCAGGGACACCAUGGACAGAUGAUCUUGGCUCUGCACCGCCAUGCUCCAGAUGCGUGGCCGCUACCUGCUGCUCUUCCUGGGAGUGCAGCUGGUGGUGAUGGCCCUGCUGUACCGCGAGGGCUACCGGAAACGCGUUGCUUAUUUCCUAGGCAUUUUUUGCAAAGGGGGCACAUUUACUAUGCUGAACGGCUUCCCCAACGCGUCCCUGCCGGGGGAUGUCUAUGCCAACCUCAGCCUGAUUGCUCGGCCACCUGUGCCCCCCGAGGAACUUCCCUACUGCCCUGAAGUCUCGCCUUUUCUUGGAGGGCCCAUUCGAGUGACGCUUCCCUUGGGAUUGACGCUUGAAGAUGUCCUACGGAGGAAUCCCUAUGUGACCAAAGGGGGGCGUUACCGUCCUCCCGACUGUGACGCCACUCACAAAACGGCCGUCAUCAUCCCCCACCGUAAUCGGGAGCAGCACCUCAAGUACCUGCUGUAUUACUUGCACCCUUUCCUGCAACGACAGCAGCUCAGUUAUGGCAUCUAUAUCAUCCAUCAGGGUAGCCCUAAGUGGAAUGGUGAUCUCUCGCCCGUCUAUUCAGUAUGGCCGUUACCGCAUGAUCAAACACGGACACGACAAGGGCAAUGAACAGAAUCCCAAGAGAUUUAACUUGCUGGCCAAGACGAGGAGGACGUGGAAACAAGAUGGUAUGAACACCCUGGAGUAUGACCUGCUCUCCAAGGAACUCCACCCUCUCUAUACCAACAUCACUGUGUUCAUUGGGACUGAGAAGGGCAUGAAGCACACCACAUGAGGCAUAUCUGACAGAGUGGCGCGGGGACAGGAGCCCCACCCUGCACUGCUUCUGGAUGGACGAAACCAAAGAUUCCAGUGGGGGAGAUCUUGCCCAGAGUCGUCGGAUGGCUGUGAUCAUAUUCUGACUGCAGACUUCAACCAGGGUGCUGUGAGCAACAGCACUUGCAGUGACUGAAUGAGGAUUUUACACAGCCCACUGCCCACCCCACCCCUUUACCCCCAGGUUUGGGCCUUUUUUUAACCCUGGGGAUUGAGGUGGGUUAUCUGACCUUUCCUGGGAUGCCUUCCGAACCUUGGCUGGAGGAGCGGCGAUGAAGUCAUUAAAGGGGCUCCCUUUAAGCAAUCCGAAUUUUCAGAGCUGUUGUGCGGGGGUUGGCUUUUUUCUUAUUAAAGUGCAAUUUAUUUUAAAUGUAAUGGCCCAGUGG